AUGGCUACAGCUUGUUCACCAUUUAUGUCUACAAAAGAGACUACCAACUAUGCAAGGCUAUGCCGCCUCUUGGUGGAUGUUGGAUCUCUGGUGCUCCGGUCCACUUUUGACAAAAUACAUCCACCAGCGACUCUACAUACAGUUUUGGGGAGUACCUCAGUGCAUUACGCCACAUUGCAAUCACUUUACAAAGGAAGGAAAAAAGUGCUAAAUCGCACGCAAUGGGGGAAGUUGUAUCCUGCUCACUGUCCCGUGUCAUCUGCAUCCUUCGACAUCACGCUCCUAACAGUACUGCUUAGAAAUAUCUGUGGUUUGAGCCCUCCUGUUAAUGGUUGGGAUCGUCUACCUCUAGCUACAAACAUAAGCAUCGCAGAUGAUAUCGCCAGAGUGAAGUACUACAGGAACACUGUAUACGGCUAUGCUCCUCAAGCCGCUGUGGAUGACAGUAGUUUCAGUGCUUACUGGAAGGAAAUAAGAGAAGCUUUGGUGAGACUGGGAGGAGCUCAUUUUAGAUCUGAAAUCGACAAUCUUGAGCACGACUGCAUGGAUCCGGUUAUCGAGGAGCAUUAUCGUGAACUAAUGAAACAAUGGAGGGAAGACGUAGACAGCAUCAAAGACAAAGUUGAAAAAACUGAGGACUGGCUAGAAAAGAUGAGGCACGACAUCAGAGACACAACUGAGAGGAUGGAGAUUGAAAUGAAGGAGGUUAAAAACACGUGUAGUAGCCUGACGACCACAGUGGAAAAAAGCACAUAUAAAGAUACCACGAAAAGGUCUUUUGAGAAAGUGAUAAGCGAAGUGGCAGAGAUGGACAGCGAACUGAAAGUACUGGAGAAAAAGUUGUGUACUUUGAUAGCUCCAGUGGGAGAACACAACGAUGAAGGCCAGUAG
Pocillopora verrucosa is the source of this 891-nucleotide messenger RNA. Lineage: Eukaryota; Metazoa; Cnidaria; Anthozoa; Scleractinia; Pocilloporidae. The record is from RefSeq and is a predicted model, not a curated record.